AUGCAACUCGCCCGGCGCAUACAAAAGACGCCGCAUGUCUGCGCUAGCUGCACUCAACGUAUAGCAAGCGCGUUGGCUCCGAUAGGCCGUGACCAUGGUACUAGGCAUGUAAGAGGCAUCAGCACCAUCCGACAUGGACCAUCAGGCGCGUUUUCGUCCUACAUCGCAUCUUCUGCACAACAACCACUCCGCAAUGCCUUCAGCACAGCCGCGACUGCUCGAGGGCGCCUCCGCGUCGCUAUCAUUGGCUCUGGACCGGCUGGUUUCUAUACCGCGUACCGACUCAUGAACAAGAACCAAGAUGCCGUCAUUGACAUGUACGAGCAACUUCCCGUACCUUACGGGCUUGUCCGCUUCGGCGUCGCGCCAGACCAUCCAGAGGUCAAGAACUGCCAGGACACAUUUGAAGAGGUAGCGCAGUCACCGCGAUUCAACUAUGUUGGCAAUGUCAGAGUCGGAUACGAUAUCGAGCUAGCCAAGAUGAAGCCCCACUACGAUGCGAUACUGUUCUCAUAUGGCGCAAGUGAAGACAGACAGCUAGGGAUACCGGGAGAAGAUCUGCCAGGCGUAUACUCGGCCAGAUCCUUUGUGGGAUGGUACAAUGCCCUGCCACAGUUUCGAAGCCUGAAGCCAGACCUCCAAGCUGGCGAGCAGGCAGUCGUCAUAGGGCAGGGAAAUGUGGCGCUCGAUGUUGCGCGUAUACUGCUGAGUCCUGUUGAUAGCUUACGGCAUACCGACAUAUCAGAGCAGGCUAUACAAACGCUUUCGGAAAGCAAGGUGCGGUCUGUGAGGGUCGUUGGCCGACGGGGGCCAAUACAGGCUGCUUUCACUGUCAAGGAAGCUCGAGAAUUGAUGAACAUCCCUUCCGUCGCCUUCGAACCUAUCGACCGCUCCCUCUAUCCACCAGAGAUCAAGAAACUACCCCGCGUACAAAAACGAAUAGCUGAAGUCCUACUCAAGGGCAGCAAGGCCACCAAAGAGGAAGCUCCACGGUCAUGGACACUUGACUUUAUGCAAGCGCCGAAGUCUAUGCACGCAGACGCUGGUCAUCUCUCGUCAAUCGCCUUUACGAAGCAACAGUUUAUCCCCGACGCCGAUCCCUUUGACCAACGGGCCCGCGUCACACCUACAAAUGAAGAAAAAUCGAUGGAAGCCUCGCUAGCAUUCCGGUCCGUAGGGUACAAAUCGACAGGUCUGCCGGGGCUUUCUGAGAUCGGCGUACCAUUCGACGACAAGCUCGGCAUAAUUCCCAAUGACAUGCACGGUCGGGUCAUUACACCAUCGGUGGGGCCUGGCAACUUGACAGCUGGUCAUGUCCAUGGGCUAUAUUGCGCAGGCUGGGUGAAGCGCGGUCCAACGGGCGUCAUCGCAAGUACUAUGCAAGACGCCUUCUCGUCUGCAGACAUUAUCGCGCAAGAUUGGGAGACUGGUGUACCGUUUUUGAACGAUACUAGCGGCGACAACAGAGGCACAGGUCUCGGCUGGGAUGGCAUCAAGGAUAAUGUGACGAGUGUAAGAUCACUGAGCUGGUCGGAUUGGAAGAAGAUCGACGAGGCUGAAAGAGCCAGAGGCAAGAGUAAAGGCAAGGAGAGGGAGAAGUUCCAGAGCGUGGAGGAGAUGCUCAAAGUCUUGGAUGUAUAA
Alternaria atra is the source of this 1641-nucleotide messenger RNA. RefSeq lists its product as uncharacterized. Gene Ontology annotation, biological process: ubiquinone biosynthetic process. Gene Ontology annotation, cellular component: mitochondrion. The record is from RefSeq and is a predicted model, not a curated record. Bases 1 to 1641 code for a protein of 546 amino acids. The transcript is spliced from 2 exons. NCBI's taxonomy places the organism in Eukaryota, Fungi, Ascomycota, Dothideomycetes, Pleosporales, Pleosporaceae.